AUGCAAUACUCUACUAUCGUAUCUGUUGCUUUGGCUUUAGUUUCUGCUGCUCAAGCUGGCUACGUCAGACCAAGACCAAUCACUGAACCAGACUGCGAACCCACCACUACCCCCUGUGAGCCAACCACUGCUCCCUGUGCACCCACCACUACUGCAUGCUGUCAAGACAGUGAUGUCACUACUUUCAGUGGUGAGUUUGCGUUAGGUGUCAAAGAGUUGUGCAAUGACGAUGAUGCGAUCUACUUGGUGUUUGAAUUGCCAGAUGGUCAAUUGGAACAUAACGGAGUUACAGUUGAUUGCGGAUGUCACACUACCACUAGCACCACACCAUGUGCACCAACCACCACCCCAUGUGUUGAGCCUGAACCAAUUAGCGAUUGCGAUGACAAGAAGAAACGUUGGUACAAACCCAAGCCAAAGCCAACCCCAAAGCCAACCCCAUCGCCAUACGGAUUGUCCAGCUUGUGUCAUCCUUACUGUUCCAUUACUGAAACUUCCGACUGUACUACUGACUUCUUCACUUUAUGUGAUUCCAUUUUGAAGGAUGGUAAAUACAGAACUGGAGAGAUUGUUGCCAACCACCAAUUCCAAUUUGAUUCACCAGUCCAACCAGAUGCAUUGUACAACAAGGGAUGGUCCAUUGAAUACAAGGAUGAUUAUUACUUGUUGGCAUUGAAUGGAUGCACCAGCUUUUGGGAAUGUCCAGUUGACGAUUGUGGUCUUUGGAAGUUGUAUGAUGCAUCAAUUGAUUCCAAGUGUAAAGAGAUUGAAAUUGUGAUUAUUUUCAAAGAUGAAGAGUGUGAUUAG
This is a messenger RNA of Lodderomyces theae, 807 nucleotides long. RefSeq lists its product as uncharacterized. NCBI's taxonomy places the organism in Eukaryota, Fungi, Ascomycota, Pichiomycetes, Serinales, Debaryomycetaceae. Gene Ontology annotation, cellular component: fungal-type cell wall. Gene Ontology annotation, molecular function: structural constituent of cell wall. Gene Ontology annotation, biological process: fungal-type cell wall organization. The record is from RefSeq and is a predicted model, not a curated record. The transcript has a single exon. The coding region runs from base 1 to 807 and encodes 268 amino acids.